Passer domesticus (house sparrow) is the source of this 3755-nucleotide messenger RNA. RefSeq names its product protein-lysine methyltransferase METTL21E-like. Bases 12 to 782 code for a protein of 256 amino acids. Gene Ontology annotation, biological process: peptidyl-lysine methylation. NCBI's taxonomy places the organism in Eukaryota, Metazoa, Chordata, Aves, Passeriformes, Passeridae. The transcript is spliced from 4 exons. Gene Ontology annotation, molecular function: protein-lysine N-methyltransferase activity. Gene Ontology annotation, cellular component: cytosol; cytoplasm. The record is from RefSeq and is a predicted model, not a curated record.
UGUGGCAUAGCAUGGAUUUGACAUCAUCACAGCAUAAUCAUCUAAAAAAUCAAGUGGUCAGAGAAUUCAAAAGACAAGAGGGGGAAAAAGAAGAUGAACAGAUAGUUGCAGAAAUCAUGGGGAGGCGUUUUUUUCCUGAUCAUACAGCUUAUAAGACCUGGGAAGGCUUUCACUUUGCUGGCCAUGAGAUAAGAAUUACAGAAGCCACUGAUUGUUACGGGGCAGUCGUCUGGCCAUCGGCUCUUGUUCUGUGUUAUUUUUUGGAAACUAACUCUAAACAAUGCAAUUUGGUUGACAAAAAUGUGAUUGAAAUUGGAGCUGGAACUGGCUUGGUCUCCAUAGUAGCCAGUUUGCUGGGUGCCUUUGUGACUGCCACAGAUUUGCCAGAACUGCUGGGAAACCUUCAGUACAACAUUCUCCAAAAUACAAAGCAGAAAUGCAAACACCAGCCUUGUGUUAAGGAGUUGUCUUGGGGAAUUGAUCUGGAAAAGAACUUCCCUAGCUCUUCCUGUCACUUUGACUACAUUAUGGCUGCUGACGUAGUUUACUAUCAUCCAUUCCUGGAUGAACUCCUCCUAACUUUUGAUCACUUGUGCAAGAAUGAUACUGUUAUUCUGUGGGCCAUGAAAUUUAGGCUGGAGAAUGAGAACAGAUUUGUGGACAGAUUUCAGACACUGUUUGACUUAGAGAUGAUUUCUAAUUUUCCCAGUUUGAACAUAGCCUUGUAUAAAGCAAUGAGGAAAGGCAGGAUGAAAACCACACCUUCCAAACAGAAGGUCUGAAAGAGAGAUAUAGGGAGGUGACAGUUGUAGCUUUUUAUCUCUUUAAUAAUUUCCAUUAUAGUAGCUGCUGACACUUACAUGAAUGACAUUUCUAGAGACAGGUAAAACAAAUCAUCAAAUUCCUAGUGCAUUCCUAUAAAUUCUUAAAUUCAGUUUGCCAAUUGUGAUAUACACAGAAAAGAUAUAUCUGUGACAUUAUCUUGACUUUUAUGUGCUAAGCUGACAACUCUAAUAACUUUUACAAUUCUUACCAUGAUUGUUAUGGGUCAUAUAAUAAAUAUUUCCAGAAGUUUUCAAUUACAGCUUUGAACAGUCUCUUAUAAGUUUGAACAAUUAUUUAAAACUUUAUACUAUAAAUCUUUGUAUCUACAAGUUUUGGUGUUAAAUCUAAUAUUUCCCCAUUUUUACUAUAAUUUUAAUCCUUCAUUUGAAUACUCUUAAUAGGACAUUAAAUUAGCUGAAAAAACCUCACCACCUGGAAAACAUAUUUUGUGAUAAAGGGAUAGAAUAUAUUAAUUAAUCUUAAUGUAAUGAUUAUGUUUAAUUUUUUACUUUAAAUUUAGGGAUUCUUCAACACAGAGAGCAUAUGAGGCAAGAGGGAUUUAAAUGUUUUAUUGCUUGAACAAAGGUCUUGUAUUGGAAGUGUACAACAACCAGCUGCCCUUUACAAUGACUUUUAAUUCUUGGUCUGGAGCUCUGCUCCUCCAAAAAUAGAUGGUUAUCUGAACCUGAGUGAACAACAAUGGAAAAAGGACAGCAGCAAUCAAGAAAGGAGCUUUGCACUGGUGGCUGCUGGUGGCUGGAGGCAGAAAACCAGCCUGUCACGGUGUGGCUGAGGCAUGGAUAGACUUAGAGAUUUGUUUGUUUUUUUAGUAUGGGCAAACAAAAAACUUUCCUCCUAACCACUCAGUACUGCAUGCUCCUGUUUUCAGUGGUCUACCUGAGAGUUUUCUUUUGGGUAGGUUAAUAAAAUUUUUCUUUCCACACACCAUAUUUUCUGAUUCUGUUUGUAGUUGAUUUUGAGGCCUUCAAGUCUCUUUCAGGCUAGAGAAGAGAGCUUUAACACUGCUCCUGUAGCAGGCAACUGCCCUAGUAAUGUGGAGGCUCUGGGGACUGUCAGUCUUUAUCUUUUAACUCCUAUUUGUAUUCUCUCAGGGGUUUUUUAUUUUUUGUUGUUGACUUCUUGAACAUGCUAUUGUUUUUAUCUUUCAUUGUGGCAGAUGCAUGCUACUUAUUUACUCUGGCACAAGUCUGGGGCAGAACUGUGGUAAAUGUGAUGUGGAAUGCACUUUUUGUCCCAGCUGAACAUUGGGGCCCAGUGUUAGAGGCGAAGAAGUGCAGAGAGGAGAGGCUGAUCUGCCAAACUUUUCCAGUGGGAGCUGGAUUUCCUAGGGCAUCCUUGGUGAAACACAAAGGGUGACCCUAGGAUAAAACUAAAGCAAUCAGUAGCAUGUCCUAGCCCAGAAGCAAAUGAAAAGAAAGGGAAUGAAGUCUAUUUUUUACCACUCCUGCUGAGAAAUCACAUGUGAGAUUUUUGGCUUGGAGUUUAUUAGAGAAAAAUCUAACCCUCAUCAGUAAAUUUCCUGUGACAAAAUUUGUAGAGGUAGAAUCCUUUAUUGGAUCAAUCAGUAUAGCUAGAAAAUUAAACUCUAUACAAGCUGACAGGGAGUAUUACACCUCCUUACAGAAGUUACUGCGCCUAUGCCCUUGGAUAAUUACAGCUGUAGAAAAACAGACUGCAGAAUGGAAAUAUUUGGAAAUAAUUUUCUUUCUCCAUUGUGUAAUAGAAAUAGUUUAGUGUAAGCAAAUAAAGAAACAAUCAGGGAUUUCUGCCAUUGUUUGAUUUCCUCUCCCUCUCUCCCUGCUUCCUUCCUCUUAAUUUGCUUGCAAUCAUCGAAUCUUCUGCAAUUGUAGCCAUAAUCCUUGUAUCUGAAAUGGCAUCUCAGUCUACAAGUGUUUCAUGGGUAAAUGGAUUGUCACUAUCAUUAGUCAAAUGACCUUGUGAACUCCAAAAUGACGAAGGCAAAAGAGGAAGACUACAGCAAAGCCGUUAAGUGUGAUCACUUUUAAAUAGCUGUCCUGCUGACUAGCCCUCCUGUUUGAGCCACAGACUGACCCCUGCUGAGCUUCUGCUGAAUUCAACAGGAGAUGUGUUUGUCAAAUGGAGUCAGGAUUCAGCACUUUAGGCCCAACAGCUUGUUAAUAUGUACUGGAAUGUAACAUCAGCUCUCUUUCUCACAAGUCUGCCUAGCACUGCUGUGUGAAGCUUCCUGGGAAAUCGCUGGUGACUGGCUGCUCUAUUGUACAGCCACCCUUUGUCCUCUGCUGUGACGGGCAGGUUAUUAGCUAUGACCAGUGGAGGGUGAGCUUGUAUUUGGCAUUUGCCUACAGAGUUUAUUUCUGCUCUCUGAGAAUAAGUCUUACAUAAAUGCCAAGUAUUACUGACCCCUAAAGUCAGUCAUAAUUUUAAUAACCACUCAUUCUUUGUUCCAAUAGCUCAGAUAAAGGAUCAAACUGUCAUUCAGUGCAUUAUAUUGCUAAUACAGAUGGCAUUUGUAGCUGUAGUCUCUGAAAGGCAGGGGACAAGAAGGUCAGUUAAAUUUGUGGGUGAAAGAGCUCCGCUUUUAAAGAAUGCCAGAGGAUCUGCCUAUGCUAGCAGGCUUUUACAGUCUCUUAUAGGGUGUUAUAAUAAAAUAAAACUAAUUUAAGAGAUAAUAAGAGAUAGGUGUAGGUUCAAUCCAUUCCAUGGGUUUUAUGUAUUUCAACCUAAGAGCAGCAGUAUAUUUAAGUAACUUGAUAGUAGUUGCAAAGUUUUCCACAAACAGUAUGUUUUUCAAGUGCAUGUGUUUUCUGGAAGGGUUCUUUUUGAAUGAGUGCAUGUAGAAUUAUUACAGUGAUUUACUUUGUUGCUUAUUUUAUGUUUUCAUCAAGGUUUUUACAAAUCUUUGCCAUUUUCCUCUCAGAAUUAAAGAA